Macadamia integrifolia is the source of this 2296-nucleotide messenger RNA. RefSeq names its product transcription factor TGA1-like. Gene Ontology annotation, molecular function: DNA-binding transcription factor activity; sequence-specific DNA binding. Gene Ontology annotation, biological process: regulation of DNA-templated transcription; DNA-templated transcription. Bases 610 to 1707 code for a protein of 365 amino acids. The transcript has 10 exons. NCBI's taxonomy places the organism in Eukaryota, Viridiplantae, Streptophyta, Magnoliopsida, Proteales, Proteaceae. The record is from RefSeq and is a predicted model, not a curated record.
AGUGGAUUCGCCGAGAAAUGACGUCACAUGGUAGUUGCGGUGCGUAGGUUAGGGAUGGGAAGGAAGGGAAGGGAAGGGAAGGGAAGUGAAGUAGUGAAGUGAAGUGACCUGGUGUGGCUGGUGCGCAUUUUCAAAAUGGCGAUUUAGUGGAAAUAUGACUACAUUAACUCACCGUUGACUGUAGUUUCUGAUAAAAAGGGAGAAGCUUAAAAUAAUUUCAUUUCAUUAUUAUUUUAUUUAAAUUUCUCCUGCUCUUCUACUUGUGUUUUAAGCGGUUGGGUUGCUUUGCUUUGCCUUUCGAUUCGAUCACCUCAGAGCUUUGAGGAAUGGAUGUUAGGGUUUUUAAGAAAUUAGGUUUUGGGAUUGGGAGAGGGAGAAGUUUUGAGCUGGGAGAGUUUGGGGCGUUAUACGGUUUCGAUUCUGUGGGACUACAAGGAUUUGAGCUUCCAAGAAUCGAGAAUUGAACUGGAGUUUCUCCCUUGGAUUUAAAGGAUCAAAUGGUGACUACAGGUUGCAUUUUCAAGCUUGUUCUAUCCAUGGGGAUUGUGGGUUUUGGUGCAAGGUGUUUGAUGAACUAUAAUCCAGGAGCGCUGUAGAAUUCAAAAUAGUAUGAAUUCUCCGUCAACCCAAUUUCCCUCUUCAAGGAGGAUGGGUAUAUAUGAGCCAGCCCACCUGAUUAGCAUGUGGGGGGAAUCCUUCAAAGGUGGUGCCAGUCCAAAUACUGGUGUAUCUACGAUUGUUGGGGUGGAGACAAAGCUUGACGACAAGUCGGAAGAGAGCCAAGAUACUUCUCAUGGAUCACUGGGUCCUUCAAAAAACUACGACCGAGAAGCAAGAAAACUGUCUGAUAAGGUAAUAAGACGACUUGCACAAAAUCGUGAGGCUGCCCGUAAAAGUCGCCUGCGUAAAAAGGCUUAUGUGCAACAGUUAGAAUCAAGUCGUUUAAAGCUUACACAAUUGGAACAGGAGCUUGAGCGAACUAGACAACAGGGCGUAUACAUAAGUGGUGCUUAUGACACUAACCAUCUGGGGCUGCCUGAAACUGUUAACUCAGGAGUUGUUACAUUUGAGAUGGAGUAUGGUCACUGGGUUGCAGAACAAAUGAGACAAACACAUGAAUUAAGAACUGCUUUGCAAGCUCAUGUAACUGAUAUAGAACUUCGAAUACUUGUAGAUGGUGGCAUGAACCACUACUAUGAUCUUUUCCGCAUGAAAGCAGCUGCAGCAAAAGCUGAUGUUUUCUAUAUAAUGUCUGGCAUGUGGAAAACAUCAGCUGAACGUUUUUUCCUGUGGAUUGGAGGAUUUCGCCCCUCUGAGCUUCUAAAGGUUCUCAUACAGCAACUUGACCCUCUAACAGAACAACAGCUUAUGGAAGUCUGCAACCUCCAGCAAUCAUCUCAGCAAGCAGAGGAUGCGCUUUCACAAGGGAUGGAUAAACUGCAGAUGACACUGGCUGAGACAAUUGCAGCUGAUCCACUGGUUGUUGGAAGUUACACGUUACAGAUGACUACAGCAAUGGAGAAAUUGGAAGCUAUUGUAAGCUUCGUGAACCAGGCAGACCACAUUCGCCAGCAGACCCUGCAGCAAAUGGCUCGCAUCCUGACUACCCGUCAAGCAGCUCGAGGUCUGGUUGCCUUGGGAGAAUUCUUCCACUCCCUUAGAGCCCUAAGUUCACUUUGGGCUGCCUGUCCUCGUGAGCCUGCCUAAUCAAUGAGAAACAUGGUGACCUUGAUGUUUCUUGGUUAUGGUACUGGACUGGAGAAUCAUGUCUCAACAGCAUGGGAAAAUGCUACAUGCUGAGCAGAAGCACUUUCAAUAGUGAUCAUUAUUAGCAUCUUGUGAACAUCAUUUAAGCUAAGCUGCUGACAAUUUUGAAGCAGUGCCCCUACCAUUGAAAGAACUGUCAAUAUGAAACUUCAUGCUCCAUCCGUCAAGGGAGGUUCUGUUCUGUGAAUUUGUCUCCAACAGACAUUUGUAAUAUAUAUUUAGGCAAAGUUCUUGAGUUCUAGGUUGUAAUGUUUGAGCCUUUGGACGAAAAAGGGUCCUCAUGUAAAUAAUAGGAUAGUUGUCUGCAUUGUAAGGAGUCUGGGGAGGGAAGAUGUAUAUUCAUAUUACUACACGGUGGAUGGUGAUUUGCCGCCUUAAAGCUUUGAUAGAUCAAGUUUUCUUUUUUGAUCUUAUUUUGUUGGUUAAUAAGCCUUUUAGUUCUAGAGUUUAGAUCAGAUCCUCGGACGAGAUUGGUUCUAUGUUAAUAAAUAUCCAAUGCAAGCAUCUAGUAAAGGUGUCUUUUAUUACA